This is a messenger RNA of Juglans microcarpa x Juglans regia, 801 nucleotides long. Its product is annotated as copper transporter 1-like. Gene Ontology annotation, cellular component: plasma membrane. The record is from RefSeq and is a predicted model, not a curated record. The transcript has a single exon. Gene Ontology annotation, molecular function: copper ion transmembrane transporter activity. NCBI's taxonomy places the organism in Eukaryota, Viridiplantae, Streptophyta, Magnoliopsida, Fagales, Juglandaceae. Gene Ontology annotation, biological process: intracellular copper ion homeostasis; copper ion transmembrane transport. Bases 52 to 489 code for a protein of 145 amino acids.
CCAAUCACCCUAGAAUUCCUCUGAUCACACGGAGAUCACAGAGAGUUACCGAUGGAUGGUAUGAGUCAUGAUCAUGAUAUGAGUGGCAUGGCUGGAGCGAUGCCACCAUCAUCCAUGAACAACGGGAUGCAUGGCAUGCACAUGAAGAAGAUGAUGAUGCACAUGACCUUCUUCUGGGGCACGCACACAGAGGUGCUCUUCGACGGCUGGCCCGGCAGGAGAACUGGCAUGUACGUGGUAAGCUUGGUAUUCGUGUUUUUGCUGUCUUUCCUGGUGGAGUGGCUCUCUCAUUCCCGACUGCUCAAACGUGGAUCGACCAAUGUCCCGGCCGGAAUGUUCCAAACCCUCUUGUAUGCCAUAAGGGUUGGGCUGAGUUAUUUGGUUAUGUUGGCUCUCAUGUCUUACAACGGCGGUGUGUUUUUAGUUGCCGUUGCCGGUCAUGCUUUCGGAUUUCUAAUCUUUGGAAGUCGGGUUUCAACAAGAUCAUAAUGCUGUCAAAGGAUUUGAUCCUCCUCCAAUGACUUGUUGAAUAGAAAACAAGGGGCCCCCAUUUUGAUUGAUCUUAGGUUUACGACGUUGUAAUUUUCUUAAUUAGUCCCUUUUUAUUUUUUGGUUUUGAGAAUAAUAGGACCUAUUCAGAUAGCUAGAUGGUUUGUACUGCUAUAUGGUGUCUCUCUUUCAGCAAAACAGAGUAUUUUCUUAGCUUUUCUAUGAAAAAUAAAUCAAUUGAAUAUAAAAUUCAGAGAGGAGGGUUUUCGUUUUCAAUUCUCUUUAACUUUCCAGAAUAAUUUCCAAAUUGGA